UUCGACCUCUUAGUCUUUGCCACUUUCUGUGUUUUCCUCGGCAACUACGCACAGAAUAUCAUGCAAGACAAGGAAACGCGACUCAGAGAACUCUUACGGAUGAUGGGUCUGUCGGAUUUCGUCUACUGGACUAACGCGUUUCUCGUCGGGCUCAUCAACGCCUUUCCUCUGUGCCUCCUCGUAACGGUAUCUCUUUGCACCAAUUUCGGAAACAUCGCGACCCUCCCUCAUUCGAAUGCCGGACUUGUAUUCGUAGCUCUGAUCGCGUACUCGGUCGGAAUAAUUUUCAUGGCUCUUUUGGUGUCUGUGCUCAUCAGAUCAGCUAAGCUAGGAGCCCUUGUCGUCAUCCUCGCACAGUCGUGCUCUCUAUUCUUGAUGCAGCGUCUGGAUCCUCUCUCCUCCUCUACGGCAGACUACGUCAAUGGAUCCAAGUUCAUCAAACUCAGUACAUCCAUGCUGUCGCCCUGCGGACUCCACUGGGCCUUCAAAAUCAUGCUUCUCUGGGAGCGUAGAGACAUCGGGGCGAAUUGGUCCAACUUGUUCCAGCCAGCCGUCGAAGGGGAUACCGUGACGCUGGGGUCCAUCCUCGGGACGAUGAUAUUAUCGUGGUUCAUCUGGAUGCUGGUCAUUCUCUACCUGGACGCGGUCGUGCCCUGGCAAUCCGGGAUGCCGAAACAUCCCCUUUUCUUCCUGCGAUACUCGUUCUGGUUCCCGAAGGUAGUCGCCUCGGAUCUAGUGAGACUCGAGGAUUCCGUGGAUUCCGAGGAAGACUCAUUCGGCGACGACAUGGUGGAGUCAUCGAAUGCCGCGGGGGUGGUGAUACGUCUCCAGGGAGUCAGCCACGAAUUCGGAGCUUUACUCGCCGUAGAUAAUCUCUCCCUGGACUUGUACAGGAACCAGAUAACCGUACUACUCGGUCAUAAUGGUGCCGGAAAAACCACCACGAUGAAUAUCAUGACUGGUCUCUUCCCACCGACGCGCGGUGAGAUCUACAUAAACGGACACAGCGUGCGCUCGAGCACGAAAGAAGCCCGACAAGGCGUGGGUUUGUGCCCGCAGCACAACGUUCUCUUCGAUGAUCUCACUGUGGAAGAGCAUCUUCAUUUCUUCUCCGAUUUGAAAUCCUCCUCAUCGUCCAUGAAUGAGGUCCGAGAUCUAAUGACUAAACUCGAAUUGAAUGCCAAGGCGGGAACACUAUCCAAAUCGCUCUCGGGGGGAAUGAAACGCAAACUCAGCUUAGCGAACGCCAUGGUUGGUGGAAGCUCGGUUCUGAUUCUGGAUGAGCCAUCUUCGGGCUUGGAUCCUGAAGCUCGGCGACUCGUUUGGGACUUGCUCCAGCAGGAGCGUACGCGCAGGACGGUUCUCAUGACAACCCAUUAUAUGGAAGAAGCCGACGUCUUGGGGGAUCGCAUAGCGUUCCUUGCGAAGGGGAAAUUGAUGUGUGCUGGUUCACCCAUGUUCCUGAAGCGAAAAUUCGAGACUGGCUAUAAACUGCGUCUGACAAAAGCCUCGCCAAACCUGGACCCAGAAUCUGUGGUCGCAGCCGUCAAGAACCAACUGUCCCCGAACGCAAAUAAUGUGAAUCUCGUGUCAGACUUAUCAUAUGAGUUCGUCAUCAACAUAGGAUUCCCGGGCGCGGCAGAGAUGAUCUCCCUGUUCAGAUUCAUUGAGGACAACAGAGAAAGUCUCGGGAUCGAAAGCAUGGGAGCCUCGGUAACGACGAUGGAGGACGUUUUCCUGAAAGUUGGCCAGCGUGAAGAGGAUCUCGCUUCGCGGUUUGAGCCUGAAUCCUCUUCGAGGCUGUUCGGACGACUCGAUCUCUCCGUUUCAGAAUCGUUCCCCAAGUUCACUCGUCUCAAUGGGUCUUCUCUGAUCCUACGGCAGAUGCUCUCCCUCCUGACCAUGAGAUUCCGGAGCUGUUCACGGGACGGAAAAGUGUUAUAUCAUAUGACUCUCGUCCCUCUAAUAUUCGCGAUCGUUUAUGUGUUAAGCAUGAUACCGAGAGAGACUUCGUCGCAGACAAAGACCGUCACCUACAACAUAAAUUCGCUGCUCGGAGCAUCGCGUGGUUUUCUGGGAGGUAGCGUCCCGGACCCCGUGGCAGAUGCGUUCACGACACGUCUCUCGGCAGACGGUGUUCGGAUUGGAUUCUUGAGCAACCUCAGUUCGACAGGAGCCGUGAACGAUUUCUUCUUGGGGGAAGCCAAGAGAGAUCUGAACGCAUUCAAAUAUCACACAUCGGCCGGCGUAGUCAAGGGACUGAACAGCAUUUUCUUCAACGGUCAACCAUACCACGUUGGUGCUGCGGCUCUCGCAGACUGGCAAGCCGCUCGGCUCGCCAACCUUACUGGCCGAUCCAGUUCGGUGACAGUUUCGAAUCAUCCCUUCGAACCGGAGUCCUUCAAACCGCCCAUGGUGUCGAUCGUCAGUGCGAUGCGGACGGUCGGAGUCCUAUUUGUGGGAAUCGUGUUCGCGUACGUGUCUUCUGCGACCAUCAUAACGCCCAUCCAAGAGCGGGUUCGAAAGUCGAAGCUGAUUCAAACGAUGUCGGGUGUGAAACCGAUCGUGUACAUCGGAUCGAAUUUCGCGUUUGAUACCACUACGGUGUUCCUCAACCUGAUGCUCUGCUUCCUGGUCAUGCUUUGCUUCAACCCGGCUCACGGAUUCACGACUUUCGGCGAGACCAUCCCGGCCUCGAUCCUCGUGUUCCUUGCGUUCGCUUCUUCAGCAACACCCUGGGCGUAUAUUUUCUCGUAUUUGUUCAACAAUUCGUCGACAGGCUUCUCGGUGUUCAAUACUCUGAAUAUCCUACUAGUCCUGGUGGCCGGCUUCUCAUUCGCUAUCUUAGAGAAUAUUCCACAACUCAUCGGAGACAGAGCGGACGUCUAUCUGAAAUUUCUGAGUUUCGUACCCGUGUUCUCCGCAACUUGGAGUUUCCUGACCGUGCACCGGAACGGAUGCGUGAAGAGCGUUUUCGACGAGGAGGGCAUCGCAGCGAUCUGCUCAAGCCCAGUUAUUCCGAAAUACAUUUCUGUUUUCUGCGUCCCAUGCUCCGGGGAGUCUUCGGCGCAGUUCUGCUUCGAACAGCACUCUGUAUUCAACGCCGACCUCUACACCGGAGUUGCCUUCCAAUUGGUGGCUCUAGUCCUGACAGGCUGCCUGGGCUUCGCGCUCGUUAUGCUCAUCGAAUUGAACACGAGGAAAGCAGAGUACGCAGCUGAUCUAGUCAAGGGUCUCCUCCCUUGGCGGAAGACUUCGAUAGGAGGUGCGGACUGUGGAGACGUGCCGGAGGACGCCUCAGUCAAGGCGGAGCGGCAAGCAGUUCACGAGGCAGUUGCGAAGAAUCAGAUCGAAUCAUUCGCGCUGGUCGUCAAAGACGUGACGAAGCACUAUGGUUCUCUGAGGGCCGUGAACAACAUCUCGUUCUCCGUGAAGAAGAAUGAGUGCUUCGGUCUCCUCGGUGUCAACGGAGCCGGCAAAACGACCACAUUCAGCAUCUUGACCGGAGACUCUUACAUAAACGAGGGGAACUCCUACAUCGAGCGAACGGACGUUCGCUCGACACUCGGCUCCUACCAAGAAUAUAUCGGGUAUUGUCCCCAGUUCGAUGCGCUAGUCGACACAUUGACCGGACGGGAGCUGUUGGAACUCUUCUGCGGUCUACGCGGCGUUCCCGGGGAUGAAGUGGAGGGCAUGGUCAAUUUCAUGACUUCGAUGGCGGACCUCAAACCCCAUAUAGAUAAACUUACUCGGUCGUAUAGUGGAGGGAACAAGCGCAAAUUGUCGCUAGCCAUCGCGAUGAUCGGCAACCCCCGCGUGUUGUUCCUCGACGAACCGACGGCUGGCGUGGAUCCCGGCGCGAGACGUAGGAUCUGGGCCACCUUAGCUCAGGCGCAGAGGGAACUUAAUUCUUCGAUUGUGCUCACUUCGCAUUCCAUGGACGAGUGCGAGGCUCUCUGUCAUCGACUCGUCAUCAUGUUCAAAGGAACUUUCCGCUGCCUUGGAUCGUGCCAGCAGAUAAAGUCCAAGUACGGCCAAGGGUUCACAGUCUCGAUCAAGACCGAGGCGAGCGGUGGCGAUCAGCUGAGCAAUGUGGGGAGAGCAAUGGAGGAUCUCUUCGACGGAAGGUGUGAACUUAAGAAAAGCUAUCAGUGUAUGCUGCAAUUCCACGUCAACGAUGCCUCUCUACGAUGGAGUGAAGUUUUCGAACGGAUUCAAGAGCUUCGCGAAAAUCCCAACUUACGAAUCGAAGAUGUUCAGGUGUCCGAUACGACCCUAGAACAGGUUUUUCUGAACUUCGCACAGGAGAACGCCACGGAGAGCGAAGCGAGUGGGCCGUCGUUCUCCGUCUGAAACGCCGAGGAAUAUCCCGUGGCUCGAGGUUCAGAGUCAUCGAGAUGUCGAAACGCAAACAAUGUUCAUACACCUCAGUCAUACCUUGUGGUUUCCAAAGAGAAGUGCUUCCGUCAAUUGCGCUUGGUUUCGCGUUUCGAGGCGAUGGAUUCAAAUCGUCCAAAGAUAAUGCUCCUCUAAUGUUAUGACAUGCAAUAUAUUGAAGAGCGCGGAAGACUUUUAUUGAUAAAGCUUUGAGCUUGUCUUCAUUG
Molecule: messenger RNA, 4604 nt
Organism: Galendromus occidentalis (western predatory mite)
Lineage: Eukaryota; Metazoa; Arthropoda; Arachnida; Mesostigmata; Phytoseiidae
Product: ATP-binding cassette sub-family A member 1
Exons: 17
Coding region: 61-4353 (1430 amino acids)
Biological process (GO): lipid transport; transmembrane transport
Cellular component (GO): intracellular membrane-bounded organelle; membrane
Molecular function (GO): ATP binding; ABC-type transporter activity; lipid carrier activity
Source: RefSeq, a predicted model, not a curated record